UAAAAAUAUGAUAAAAAUAGAAAGGUAGGCAUCGUCUUCUCCAUAUCUCUCUGAAGUAGCAGUAAUCAGCCUUACAGACAAAAUGGCUUCUUCCAUGGCCUUCCAAGCAGCCUCUUCCUCACCCUCUUCUUCUUUCACCCGUCGAUGGCCUUACGAUGUAUUCUUGAGCUUUGGAGAUCACAAACUUCAAGGAGGAGAUGAGAUUUCACCAACACUUCUCAAAGCCAUUAAAGAGUCAAGAACUUCAAUCGUUGUGCUCUCUGAAAAGUAUGCAUCAUCCACAUGUUGCUUGGCCGAGCUGAUGGAGAUCCUUGAGUGUAGGAAAACAAAGCAACAAAUCGUUCUACCAGUAUUUUACAAAGUUGAUCCAUCGGAAGUACGGCAUCAAAUAAAAAGUUUUGGUAAAGCAUUGGAUAAACAUGAAGAGAGAUUCAAAGAGGAUACAUUCCAGAGAUGGAAGGCAGCCCUGAAUAAAGUGGCCAAUUUGUCAGGGUGGCAUUUACAGAAAAGUGGAAGGAAUGAAUCUAAAUGCGUCCAUGAAAUUGUUCGAGUCAUCUUAAGAAUAGUAAGUCAUACAUACUUAAAGGUCGCCAAGUAUCCAGUUGGAUUAGAGUCUCAUGUACAAGAAAUCAAUGCACUUUUAAAUAUUGGGGAGAGUGAUAUACGCAUGUUAGGAAUCUUUGGAGUUGGUGGAAUUGGUAAAACAACUAUUGCCAAAGCAAUCUAUAACUCGAUUGCUUAUCAGUUUAAAGAUAGUUGUUUUCUUGCAAACGUUAGAGAAUCUUCAAAUAAAGAGAGUGGCUUGGUUCAAUUGCAAGAGACACUUCUAUAUGAGAUUAUAGGCGACUCAAGUUUGAAGGUUGGUAAUAUUCAUCGAGGAAUCAACGUGAUAAAGGAAAGGCUUUGUUGUAAAAGGAUCCUUUUAGUUCUUGAUGAUGUGGAUCAGUUGGUCCAAUUAGAAAUAUUAUCUGGAAAAAAAGAUUGGUUUGGUUUGGGAAGUAGAAUUAUCAUAACAACUAGAGAUGAACAUUUACUAACUAAGCAUAAAGUUGAUUUAACAUACAAGAUGAAUGAAUUGGAUCACAAAGAAGCUCUUCAGCUCUUUAGUCGACACGCCUUCCAAAGUGACAUACCUAAUGAUGAAUUUGUGGAAUUCACAAAACUUGCAUUACGUUAUGCUGGGGGCCUCCCACUAGCUUUAGAAGUGCUGGGUUCAUAUCUAUAUGGAAGAGAUGCACAUCAUUGGAAAAGUGCAUUAGAAAAGUAUAAAAAAAUUCCUGGAAAAGAUAUUCAUGAAAAACUUAGAAUAAGUUAUGAUGGGUUGGAGGAAAGUGAGAAGAAUAUCUUCCUUGACAUUGCAUGUUUUUUCAAAGGAGAGGAUGUGGAAUAUGUCUCUAAAAUACUAGAGAGUUGUGGUUUCUUUCCAGAUAUUGGUAUUAAAGUGCUUAUGGAGAAGUCUCUCAUAACUAUGGAUGAUGAUAGAUUGGUCAUGCAUGACUUAUUGCAAGAUAUGGGUAGAGAAAUUGUUCGUCAAGAAUCACCAAAAGAACCUGGCAAACGUAGCAGGUUGUGGAUUCAGGAAGACAUUCGUCAUGUGCUAGAAGAAAAUAUGGAAACAAACAAAAUUGAAGGCAUAUUGAUAGAGUUGCCUGAACGAGACUUGAUACAGUUGAGUUCCAAAGCCUUUAUGAAGAUGAAAAUGCUCAGAUUGUUUAUAAGUCGUAAUGCAUAUUUUUCCGGAAGGCCUAAUUAUCUCUCUAAUGAGUUAAGAUUGCUUGAUUGGGCCGAAUGUCCUUUGCAAUCUUUGCCAUCUAAUUUUCAUGGAAAAAAACUCGUUGUGUUUAGAAUGCAUAAUAGCCUCUACAAGGAACCGGAUGAGGGAUUCAAGAAUUUUCAAAACAUGAAGAUUAUGGAAUUCUCUGAGUGUCAUUUUCUAACAAAAAUUCCGGAUAUGUCAAGGACCCCAAAUUUAGAGAAAUUAUCGCUUUUUGAAUGUGAAAGUUUAGUUGAAGUUCAUGACUCAGUUGGAUUCCAUGAUAAGCUUGCCUCUUUGACAAUUAUGAAAUGCUCAAAUCUUAUCAGCUUGCCAAGAAGCCUCAAGUUGAGAUCUUUAGAAGCUCUUUACCUUGAUGAUUGCUCAAGCCUUCAGAACUUUCCUGAAAUUGAUAUAGAAAUGGAAUGCUUAAGAUACAUUUCAUUCAGCGACAUUCUUAUAAAAGAUCUGCCUUCAUCCAUUGGGUAUCUCACUGGGCUUCGCCAAUUAUAUAUAAAGAAUUGCCCAAACCUUAUGCAUCUCCCAAGUAGCAUUCUUCAAUUGCAACAUCUUGAGGAACUUUCUAUCGAAAAUUGUUCAGAACUUUUCAAGCUUCCAACUAAGGUGAGGGAUGAAAGACAAUCCUUGCCCUCAAUUGUGUCCAUAAAGGAAUCUGAAAUUUCAUCAAGUACAGAAUUACUGUCGUUGCUACCUCCAACAAAUGCAAGCAAUUUAGACAAUGGUUGUUCCUCAACAGUGUUUCCAGCACUGAGAGAUUUGGAUCUUGACAACUGUAUGCACUUAUCAAAAUCAGAUUUCCUUGACAUACUUGAUUGCUUUUCCGCUUUGGAACGCUUAAAUCUAUCUGGGAGUGAUAUUGUCAGUCUUCCUACAUGCAUCAAAAGCUUUGUUAGAUUGAGGGGCCUUCUAUUGAAUGAUUGCAAGCAACUUCAAGAAGUUCUAGAACUUCCACCAAAUAUAGAAAGUAUAAGAGCUAGUGGAUGCGUUUCAUUGGAAAGUUUUCCAGAAGUAUCAAAAAAAUUUCAGUUCGAUACAAGCGAGUUACGAGCGUUAGAUUUGAUUGACUUGUCUAGAUGCUACAAAAUGCUUGUGAAUAUAGGGAAUCCUGAGGCAAAUCCUUUAUCGGAUGAGGAACACCUGAAGGACUACUUUGGUGGCAUUAUAUUUCCGGGAAAUAAGAUUCCAGAUUGGUUCAGCUAUCGUAACGAGAAUUCAAAUAGAAAGUGGUGUGAAAUAGAUAUUACUGGGGUCCUGUAUUUGGAUGAGAUCACAAGAAUUGCUUUUUGUGCUGUUAUUGGACCCAUUCCUGCAAUCUCCCCUGAAGACGGCAUUCUUAAUGUUGAGGUUAGCAUCACCGGUAAAGGUUGCCCAACUUAUAUUGCAAGAGUUACAAUUAAUUAUUUAAUGAACUCAGAUCAUGUAUGGCUGGAGUACUCCACUCUAGAAUUUUCUGAGCUGGAGGCGGGCAAUCUGGGAUUUGAGUUUUUUGUUGAUUCACGUUCAUUGUUCAUUAAAAGUUGUGGAGUCCAUCUGAUACUCGAUGAGGAUGUUGAUGUCUAUUCGGAUGUAGCUGAUGAAGAAAUUAAAAAUUCAGGAGAUUCAAUCGAUGGUAUUCAACCCUCCAAGAGGCAUCAUGAUGAUGAUGAUGAUGACGACGAUUGUGACUUGGAAUCCAAUUGGUACACACAACAUAAGAGGCUUUCUUCAACCUUGGGUGAAUCACAACUAAACCAAUCAGGUAACUCCCAACGCUAAAACCUGCCAGCAUUUUUUAGCUGAGCCAAUUCAUGGAGAUGGAUUUGGAAGAAACUCCUGCUCUCCAUGGAUACCGUAUGCCUACUGAGUGGGGAACCCAUUCACAAUGUUAGAUGGGUUUGGCCUGUGAGUACAUCUUGUGGUUUUUUAGAACAUGUUGCUUCAGCUUGACUUUGAGAACAAGGAGACGAUUGAUUACUAAUUAGUCUUAAUGGUUUAAUUAGAAAUCAAUUAUGUUUCUAACCAGCUCUUGUAUCACCACAACAACGAGGUUUGAUAAUUGUGGCAUAUUGGUGGUUCUGUCUCCUUUCAUAUGAAAUGAUGCUCGGGAGCUGCAUGGUACUGCCUUAAUAGGGGUGUCAAAAUUUUCUGCCUUUGGACCACCGAGUGCCGACCGGCCUGCCAUCGACACAGUUCCGAAUCCGUGUAGGCCGUUUUCCGACGCAAGUGGGCGGAAUUUUGUUUUUAGUUUCCGAACCCUUUGGCCCUUGUUUAAUUCAUAAAUUCCUAGAAACCACAGUACCUCAAUUCAAGUAGAUACACAACUGAUGUUAUGUAUUCACUAUUGCUUGUCUUCUUUAAA
Molecule: messenger RNA, 4112 nt
Organism: Corylus avellana
Lineage: Eukaryota; Viridiplantae; Streptophyta; Magnoliopsida; Fagales; Betulaceae
Source: RefSeq, a predicted model, not a curated record